Miscanthus lutarioriparius is the source of this 3174-nucleotide messenger RNA. The record is from the annotation of a GenBank genome assembly. NCBI's taxonomy places the organism in Eukaryota, Viridiplantae, Streptophyta, Magnoliopsida, Poales, Poaceae.
AUGGCAUCAGGCGGCGGCGGCGGUGUCGUUGUGUGCAACAAGAGAUACCGACGAUCGGACGGCGACGAAGGCGAGACGAGCGGCCGCAACAAGAGAUGCGGCGUCGGCCCAAGCUCUGGGGCCAACGCCGACGGCGAGAGCGGCGCUUACAUGGACGACGGGGCCAAAACGGCUGAUGACGACGCCGCCGCCGGCGAGGACUACAUGUACGGGUACGAUGACUUCUACGACGACGACGAGGAAGCCGAUGAGCAAUCAGAGGGCGACGCCGCCGCCUCGGCACGCGACACGGAGCAGAGGUACGUGGUCCUCACCGAGUCCGACCUCCGCGCGCGGCAGGAGGCGGACGCGGCUAAGGUCGCGGAGGUCCUCUCCAUCCCGGCGGGCUUCGCGGCGAUCCUGCUGCGCCACUUCAAGUGGCGCGUGGGGCGGGUCCAGGAGGAGUGGUUCACGGACGAGCGGCGCGUCCGCGGCGCCGUCGGCCUGCCGGCACCGGAAGACGGCGGCGGCGGCGAGGUGAUCCUAGUCCCCUGUGCGCGCAGCUCGCUGGCGCAGGUCUGCGGCAUCUGCUUCGAUCCGUACCCCGCCUGGCGGACGCGGUCGGCGGGGUGCGGACACUACUACUGCGACGGCUGCUGGGGCGGGUACGUCGCCGCGGCGGUGGCCGACGGCGCGCGGUGCCUGUCGCUGCGGUGCCCGGACCCGUCCUGCUCGGCGCCCGUCGUCCGGGAGCUCGUCGACGCGGUGGCGGCGGGCGCCAAGGACAGGGCCCGGUACGCGCGGUUCUGGCUCCGGUCGUACGUGGAGGAGAGCGGCGGGCGGAUCAAGUGGUGCGGCGGCGCCGGGUGCACCCGUUCCGUGGAGUUCCUGGGCGACGCCGCCGGCUACGCGGCGGCGACGGACGUGUUCUGCGACUCUGGGUGUAGGCACGGCUUCUGCUGGGGCUGCGGCGAGGAGGCGCACCGGCCGGUGUCGUGUGGCACGGUACGCGCGUGGCUGGCCAAGAACGCCUCCGACUCGGAGACGGCCAAAUGGGUGGUGGCGCACACCAAGCGCUGCCCCAAGUGCGCGCGGCCCAUCGAGAAGAACCACGGCUGCAACCACAUGACGUGCGGCGCGCCCUGCCGCCAUCAGUUCUGCUGGCUCUGCUUCGACCCCUGGGACAACCACCGAGGCUGCACGCGCUACGACUCCCGCCGCCAGCGGCAGGAGGUGGAGGCCGCCGCCGCCGCCGCCGCGGACGAGGAGAAGGAGGCGCGGCGGAGGCACGCCAAGGCGUCGCUCGACAGGUACCUCUACCACUACGAGCGAUGGGCGGGCAACGGCAAGUCGCUGCAGAAGGCGCUCGCGGACGCGGACGAGCUGGAGCGCUCGGAGCUCGAGAGGAUGGCUAGGAUGGUGGACGUUCCGGCGAUGGAGCUCGGGUUCGUGACGGAGGCGUACCGACAGAUCGCCGACGGCCGGCGUGUUCUGCGGUGGGCGCACGCCUACGCCUACUUCCUGUUCCUGGACCCGGAGCGCGACGCGGCCAAGCGCGACCUGUUCGACGACCUGCAGAGCCAGGCCAACCGCUGGCUCGAGUGCCUGCACAGCUGCGCCGAGCUGGAGAGGAAGGAGCUCUUCGGUGGUGGUGCCGACGGUGGUGACGGCGAGUCCACCACCGUCGCCGUCGAGGCGUUCAGGGCAUACAAGGAGAAGGUCGCGAACCUCACCGGAGUGACGCGGAAAUUCAUGGGGAACCUUGUGAAAGCGUUCAAGACCAACCUGCCGGAAGUGGUGGUGACGCCGGCAUUCGAUUUCGAUCACAUAGUGAAUGGACCAACGAUGGGCAGCCAAACAGCUGGUGUUGGAGGCACUAUUUCUAGUGUAACUCGUAUACUCAACUGGUAUACCGAAGCACAUACUGCAAAUGGCAGUGUGCAAGAACACAGCCCUAUAAGAAACCCUGUUCAGCAUCCAGUUCGUCCUGGUGGUCAUGGCGGCCUCCUCAGCAAUCCGUCACAGUUUCCACCAAUGAACUCAUCUUUUCUCGGAGAAGCUACAACCUCGAUGGGACCGCCAAAUAUAGGGCCAAUAACACCAUUACAGGUCCACAUGUCAAACAUUGUAUCAAGUGGCACGACAUCGACACCCUCUGUCACCUUCUCUAUGUCUGGAUCUGGACAACCAAUUGGUACUGAACUGAUGAUGGUACAGAGCACAGCUCUUGGCUCCUUUGGCUCAAACACUUCUACUGCAUGGGACAAUUCAGACAUUGCUGAAUCAUCCUCUCAGCCUAACAGCAUGGGCAUGAAUCGACAAUCAGGAAUCAAUCCCCUCAGUUCGGCCAUGAAUGUGCCUUUUGGGCUGCAUCAGAAUGCCCAACAACCGCCACCAAAAUAUGUCAAAAUUUGGGAGAGUUGGAGUGGAACAGUGUCCAAAACAGUUGCAGCGGACUGGCCAGAAACUAUGCAGAUUGUUCGCCUCAUAGCGCAGGAGCAUAUGAACAACAAACAAUAUGUUGGAAAGGCAGACGUUCUAAUAUUUCAGACUUUAAAUCAGCAUGGGUUUCUUGGACAACUACAAGAGAAGAAGCUGUGUGCUGUGAUACAAUUACCAUCACAAACUCUACUACUUUCAAUGUCUGACAAAGCAGGCCGUAUGAUUGGCAUGCUCUUCCCUAAGAACAUGGUGAUGUUCAAACCAGAGGUCUUAACUCAGCCAUCACCGGUGCAGCAGGAAAAGCUACAGCAACAACAAGAACUUCUACACCACCAACAGCAACAGCUACAUCUUCAACAACAGCAGCAAAACUUACAGCGUCUUCGACAACAAAUCCUACAGCAGCAACAGAUGCAACAAAUGCAGCAUCAGCAGCAAUAUAUGCGGCAGCAGAAGCUACGCCAACAACAACUUCAACACCAAGAACCGCUACUUUUAUUUACGCCAGAAGAACAGCGACAGCUGUUGCAACAAAUACAACAACAACAACCUCGAUAUCAGCAACAACUACAGCAACAAAUGCAACAUCAACAACAACCGAGGCAACAAAUACAACAUCAGAAGAAUCAGCAGCAACAUAUGCAGCAAAUGCAGCCCCAGCAACAACCAUUGCCUCAAAUGGUCGGCACAGAAUUAGGCAGUGACGAUGAUGCAAGGGAAGAUUGGGUCACAGGGGCUGGGCAGCAUGCCUAG